GUGGUAAUUUGAUACAAUAAUACCUAUACAGGUUUUGUAAAAUCUGUUAAGCUUCAGCAACAGGCAGAAGAAUGCGCCUACUUGAUGAACCUCGUCAAACUGGUCUCAUCCUGCUAUCAACACAUGCUAACUGGAGCGUUCACGGCUUACUAUGUUUACCAGCCCAUUCCGGACCAGAUAGAGGAAAGAUGGAAACUCAUGUUGACCGACUGCUUCUUCAGAACUCUCAGCCACUUGGCAGAUUUCAGUGAGCUUACGGGCAUGAAAGACUACAUGGGGGUGAUGAUGUUCAUCACAUUUGCUGAGCGCGUGGUGCCCCAGUCAGAUGAAAAUGUGCACGUCUCGGAGGAACGGUUUGAUGGAGUGGAGGUGGUGGUGUACCAGCCUAAAGUGCUGGGCGGCGAGACAGAGCUACGGAGGGCUGUCAUAUACCUUCAUGGAGGAGGAUGGUGUUUGGGCAGCUCCAGAAUGGGGCCAUAUGACCUCCUGGCUAGGCAGAUGGUCAUUGAUCUCAACUCUGUCGUUGUAUCUGUAGAGUACCGGCUGGCCCCGGAGCAUCACUUUCCCGUGCCGUAUGAGGACGUAUACCGGGUGGUAAAGCACUUCCUCCAGAUGGAGGUCCUGGCCCAGUAUGCUGUAGACCCAGGACGCAUUGCUGUGUCUGGGGACAGUGCUGGGGGUAACCUGGCUGCAGCUGUGUCCCAACAGCUACAGCAGGAUCCAUAUCAGCAGGUGAAACUAAAGGUUCAAGCCCUACUCUACCCAGUGAUGCAGGCUCUUGACCUCAACACCCCGUCCUACCAGCAGAACCAGAACAUGCCCAUCCUUCCCCGCACCCUCAUGGUGCGCUUCUGGAGUGAGUACUUCACCAGUGACAAGAACUUCUUCAGGGCCAUGAUGGCCAAUACUCACAACAGCCCUGAAUCCGCUGCCCUGCUCAAGUUCGUCAACUGGAGUGCCUUUCUGCCUGAGUCAUACCGGGGGAAGUACAAUUACAGUGCUCCGUCCGUGACAUUGAGAGGGACGGGGUCUGGGCCGGACACGCUGUCGCACUCCAUUGCCGACCCCCGGGCCUCCCCCCUGCUUGUCCCAGAUGCGGACUUACAAUCGCUCCCCAAGGCCUACGUGCUGACGUGCGAGUACGAUGUGCUGCGUGACGACGGGGUGAUGUACGCAGAACGCCUGCGCCACGCCGGUGUACAGGUGACACAUGAACACUAUACCAGUGGUUUCCACGGUGCACUCAUGUUCACCAUGUGGCCAACCGACUUCAUGAUAGGACACACGAUGAUGGAAAACUUAAUCAGAUGGCUGCAGCAAAACCUGUAGAAAACAGAAGAAUUGUUAUGGCCUGUCAUUUCUGUUUCCCCUAGCAAGCCAGCAGCUGUCGUUUAGGUGUUAUUGUUAUGAUUUGUUUGUUUUUAAUUGUCUUUUGUUUAUUAUUUAUUUAGUAUUGCUUUUUUAUUUUGUUUCAUUUUUGCAGAUACUAAGAGGUUUUCCAUGCUAUAGUGCAUCUCCAAUAAAACAGAUGAUGGGAGUCAGAACAUGAGGCAGAGAACUAGUGUUUGAAAUGUUUCCAACACCAGAGAGACAUUUGAUGAAGCCAAGUUUUCAAAAUUGUAUUUCUGAUAUCUGCCAUUUGACUCUGCAACUGACUAUUAGAAAGGCUUGACUGUUCAUAUAUAAACAGCUUUUUUUGUAACUUUCCUAUCUUCUGAAUAGUAUGACAGUUGCACCUUUAUGCACAUAACUUACACACUAAAGAGAGGUUCUUUGAAAUACUAAAGUAUUUCUUUGGGCAUAGGGUAGAAUAAUGUGAAAACAUAAUGAGACGUUUAAAGUUUUUUGUAGUUAAAAAAAAAAAUCUUAGCUCUUUAAUGAUUAUUCAAAUGUAAGGGCAGCAGUUCGUUAUAUUUUCAGACAUGAUUUGCUCACCGCUUUUUUGCGCAAGGCUGACUAAGUAUCAUUCCUGUUUAUCUAAUGUGUUGUGUUCUGCCAUUCCCUUCUCUAUGACUAUGGUAAGUGACGGUAUAUUGUGAAAGACUUGUGUAUGUGUGAGGCCUAUAACUCCAUGAUGGUCUGACUAAUUUAUUAUUCUCUAUUUUGUCCGAAUGAACCUUUUUUCUGUUAUUUUCCAGAGUUAGCAUACAGGAUUCAGGUCGUUAAUUUACUUGUUUUAAUGUUUCUCCAUAUGACUUUAGGAAAAGUUUCUUAAUUGAAUUGUACAGUUUCCAGAAUAUUACAAGUGUGGUACUCUAUAGUACCCCCCCACCCCCGAAAAUAAUACAUAUGAUAUGGUUACAAAUCAAGGAACCCUUAAUUUGCGAUAUAGAAAAAUCUUUUUUCAGUUUGUUAGAAAUUAUCAAUUGUAGUCGUUGUUAACCUAUAAGAAUAUAGACGAUGGGGCAGGGAUUUGGUGCAUUAAUGACCUGUAUAAAGUACAACCCACCCCAUGGCUGUUUCACAUUGUAAUUGGCACAUUUUUCUUUAAUCUUGUUGUGGAAACAAAGCUGUGUUAUUUAUCAUGGGAUAAGCAUAUUUCAGACAACAUACAUUUUCAUGAAUUGCACACAAUACAGACUUCUUGUAUCAGAAAAUACCAUUUAUUUAGUAUUUUGGCUUACGUACAUCUCCACAGCACUGCCUAAAAACUUUUGGGAGUAGAAUUACUUAAUUUUUUUCUGAUCAUGGAAAAAAGAGAAUUGAAGACAUGCUUAUCUUUUUCUGACAAUAAAAACACCUUUGACAGUU
Esox lucius (northern pike) is the source of this 2751-nucleotide messenger RNA. RefSeq names its product arylacetamide deacetylase (gene aadac). NCBI's taxonomy places the organism in Eukaryota, Metazoa, Chordata, Actinopteri, Esociformes, Esocidae. The coding region runs from base 85 to 1329 and encodes 414 amino acids. Gene Ontology annotation, molecular function: carboxylic ester hydrolase activity. The record is from RefSeq and is a predicted model, not a curated record. The transcript is spliced from 6 exons. Gene Ontology annotation, cellular component: membrane.